AUGGUACGUUGGGAUAGUGGUUUGGUGUUUGGAAUAGGUUCUAUUCCACCCAACCAGGUUAUUGUGAGUGCAUUGUUAAAAGCGUUCUAUGGUGGAUACAAAGGCGUUGGUCAAGACUCGAGAAGCUGUGCCCGACGCAGUGGUCUGUCUGAUGCUAAGCUCGACGAAUUACACGGUUUGGGAAAUGAGGAUGAAGGAUCAGCUGAAGACAACAAGAAUGAUAUCGCUACAGGUCUUUUGUUUCAAUCAAUUCCCGAGAAUUUAAUAUUGCAAGUUGGUGAAGUAUGUUAUCCCAAAGAGAUUUGGGGAGCUAUAAAAUCCAGAAAUCGUGGCGCAGAUAGUGUAAGAGAAGCUCGGCUGCAGACCUUGAUAAACGAAUUCGAAUGUCUAAGGAUGAAUGACUCGGAUUCUAUAGAUAUCUUCUCAGGAAAUCUAUCUGAACUUGCAUCUAAAGCAGCCUCGUUGGGACAGAGUUUUGAAGAACUUAAGAUCGUAAAGAAGUUUUUAAAUGGUCGUCCCCAGAACAAGUAUAUUCAGAUCAUAGCCUCUCUUGAACAAGUGCUAGAUUUGAAUACUGCUAGGUUUGAGGAUAUUGUUGGGAGACUAAAAGCCUACGAAGAACGUAUUCAAGAUGAUGGAUCGUAUGAGCAGCAAGGUAAUCUUCUAUUCUCAAACUCUGAGAGCUCGUAUGAUCAAAGUGGGUCAAACAAUUCGAGAGGAAGAGGGAAAGGAUGGAAUCGUAGACGUGGUCGAGGUCACUUUGCUUCUGUUUGUCCCGAUAAGAAAGACGAUCAAGAACUCAACAAAGCUGAAACAGAGGAUGCUGAUGUUUCUCUCUAUAUGCUUGAAGUGUUAUUUCUUAACGAAGGGAAAGUCUUACUGAAAUCACUUGAGUCGAGUAAGAAAGAAGAUGGAAUGUGGUACUUGGACAACUACACAAGUAAUCACAUGACCGAUGAGAAGUCUUACUUCUCAGAGCUCAAUGAUAACGUUAAAGGGAAAGUAAAAUUCGGAGAUGGUUCAUGCGUGGAUAUAAAUGGCAAACACUCAAUACUUUUCGAAGGAAGAACAUGA
Molecule: messenger RNA, 1074 nt
Organism: Brassica rapa (field mustard)
Lineage: Eukaryota; Viridiplantae; Streptophyta; Magnoliopsida; Brassicales; Brassicaceae
Source: RefSeq, a predicted model, not a curated record